This is a messenger RNA of Sphaerulina musiva SO2202, 1266 nucleotides long. RefSeq names its product thioredoxin-like protein. The transcript is spliced from 2 exons. Lineage: Eukaryota; Fungi; Ascomycota; Dothideomycetes; Mycosphaerellales; Mycosphaerellaceae. Gene Ontology annotation, molecular function: oxidoreductase activity. The record is from RefSeq and is a predicted model, not a curated record. The coding region runs from base 395 to 1075 and encodes 226 amino acids.
AGCCCAGUCUAUGCAUUCGCACAUUCCAUAUCGUUAUGAUUGAUCAUCUGUCUGCGUUAUGACGCGCCAACGGAGCCUUUUGCACAAUUCCCGCCGGGGAACACGGAGUCGUGAUGGCAAUACACGGAUAGCUGAUUUCUAAUCACAAAGAGCUCUCGGAUCGCCUUUACCGUGUGGUCGCAAAGGUUGGGCGAAGAUAGUUCUUCUAGUGGAAGGCGGGCCACAUCAUGCUGUCAAGUACAUCACUCCACGUACAUGUAUAUGUACAUGUAGUCGCUUUCACCACAGAAGCAAGUAGGCGUAGGUCAGCAAUACACAGCAAUCUUGUGAUACCUUACAUCUACAGUAUACCUCCGUACUCGCAAUCGUGGCUUUUCGUGCUACCGUCCGCAGGAUGACCAACUACAACAUCGACAUCGUGAGCGACACGGUCUGCCCGUGGUGUUACGUCGGCAAAAACAGACUCGAGCUCGCCAUCAAGCAGCACAAGCAGACCAACCCGGACGAUACCUUCACCACCACAUGGCACCCGUUCUACCUCAACCCGGAUGCGCCAAAGAACAUUGACAAGCAGGAAUACUAUGCCAAGCGCUUCGGCGCUGAGCGCACAAAGGUCAUGCAGGGCCACCUCGGGAGACUAGGCAAGCAGGUGGGCAUCGACUUUGCCUUUGGCGGCAAGACGGGCAAUACUCGAGACAGUCAUCGUUUGAUCCAGCUGGGUUUGACCCACGGGAAGGAGCAGCAGACGAAGGUCGUGGAAUCGCUGUUCAAUGCGUACUUUGAGAACGAGCAGGACAUAACCGACUGUGAGGUCCUGAUCGCACGAGGCGUCAAGGCUGGUCUUCCAGAGCAAGAAGUUCGAGAUUGGCUCGAGUCGGGAAAGGGUGGUGCGGAGGUGGAUCAAGAGGUUGCAAAGGCCCAGUCUGGCUUCAUCUCUGGAGUGCCCAACUUCACCAUCAACGGGAAGUAUGAAGUGCAAGGCGCAGAAGAGCCGGCAUCAUUCAUUCAGAUCUUUGAGGCGAUCAAGGGUCGUGGUGACGGAGGUGGGAUCAGCAAUGGCGGCAACACAUGCUAAGUUAACCGUACUCCUGUUGGAAGGGACGGGGGACUGGUUGGAAGUUGGGGAGAAGCACGACAGAAUCAGUGCAUUGAUGAGAGAGAGGCUACCAGCGGCGCUGUAGUUUCUCAGCAUGGACGCCCGGAACCGGCUGUAAGGUAGCGAGCAAGCGUUUGUUUAUAAGCAGUUUUCACAAUACCAUGUAUCCC